UAUGCAAAAAUUUUAUAUUUAUGAGUAUCUAAGGAGAUUGUGUGAUGAAGAUGACGAACUUAGCGAGGUCGAACCGGAUGCCGUUCCUAGUGAAGUCAGGGAUUGGUUAGCCCUAACAUUCACGAGGUCUAUGAGUAAUAUUAAACGAAGAGGGGAAGAAAAACCUAAAUUUCGAACAGUCGCCCACGCAAUACGAGCCGGUAUUAUGGUUGACAGAAUAUAUAGGCGAAUGUCAAGCUCUGUAGGCUUACACGUUCCACCAAAUGUUCUGCUCUUAUUAAAGAAUUUAGACGAUUGGUCGUUCGAUGUUUUCUCCGUAAACGAAGCUGGGGAUAACCACGCGCUUAAGUUUGUCACCUAUGAGCUAUUACAACGUUACGAUUUAAUAGCAAAAUUUAAAAUAAGUACCCAAGUCUUAGAAAGCUUCCUUGCCCAAUUGGAGAGUGGAUACAGCAAGUACACAAAUCCAUACCAUAAUCUAAUUCACGCGGCCGACAUUGCUCAAACUGUACAUCACAUACUCAGCCAAAGCAGUUUAGCGCAUUGGCUAACCGAUUUGGAAGUGUUUGCCACAAUCAUUGCCGCUUGCGUACACGACUUUGAGCACACAGGAACAACGAAUAAUUACCAUAUAAAUACCAAUUCAAGCGUUGCUCUCUUGUAUAACGAUAAAGCUGUUUUGGAGAACCACCACAUAAGCGCGGCAUUUCGAUUAAUGAGAGAAGAUGAGCAUAAUAUUCUUAGUGGUUUAAAGCCGGAAGAAUAUAGAGAAUUCAGAAGUCUAGUCAUAGAUAUGGUUCUAGCUACCGACAUGUCUUACCACUUUCAGCAAAUAAAGAAUAUGAAAAAUAUGUUGUCGAUGCCUGAAAAUAUCGACAAAUCAAAGGCUUUAUCCUUGGUUCUGCAUUGCGCCGACAUAAGCCAUCCAGCCAAAGAUUGGGAACUGCACGUUCGCUGGACCGAACGGUUAUUAGAGGAAUUUUUUAGACAAGGUGAUCAUGAAGCCGAGUUGGGCCUACCUUAUUCACCUUUGUGUGAUCGGAAAAAUACGCUUGUGGCGGAAAGCCAGAUAGGCUUUAUAGAUUUCAUAGUUGACCCGAGCUUCCAAGUGAUGGGCGACAUGUUGGAGAAGAUUUUGACUCCAUACUCCUCCACUUCACGUCUCCAUGACGGUUCAAUUACUGAGGAAAAGACUGCAGAGAAGACGACAAGUACUGCAUCCAGUGCACGAUCUAGUCGGUCAUCUUCACCACGUUCUCGCACCCCAGUCACAGGUAUAGCUCCACCUAGAGUUGACUUUUCGAAUCAUUUGUACUCAGUAGCGCAUUUGCGGAUAGGAGGAUUUCAAUACGUAGCCGACUUGGGAACAAUAGCCGGAAAUUUGUUCCGAAAGGUGAACGUCGAUAUGAUUUCUGUAAUUUUCGUUUGCAGAAUGAGAUUCGAAGUUCGCAGGCAAUGGGUGGAAUGCCUUACGAAAAAUAAGAGCUACUGGAAAGAGAGAGCAAUAAAAGAUGCCGAACUAAGAAAACAAUCUCAAACUUCAAAUGCCGAAAAUACUACUCAGAAUCAGUCUGUUCCUCCUCCUCCACCACCCCCUCCUCCUUCUAGUAAAGAAAAAACAGCCAGUGCAUUCCCUAUAGCAACAAAAACUGAUAAUGAUAUUGGUAAGACUAAGGAAUCUAUUGCUGAAUCAGAAAGUAGGGGAACAAAGACUUUAUCUAACAUUGUCGCCUCAUCGUCAUCUACUGAUGAUUCGACGAAAGUUGCAUGAAGAUGGUUGGAGGUGUAUGUUGUCAGAUAUAGUUUGAAAUACUAAAUGCGCAGCAUGAACAUUCCCUUUUUUAACAAGAUAUACAUAUAUUUAUUUAUAUAAUAAUGUAUAUAUCUAUCUUUUUUAUAAUAAUUAAAAACAAAUCAAAAUCCCAAUAGAGCCUAUAACCAUAUUUUAUUUUGACACACUGAAAAGCAUUUCUCAUUGUCUUAUUUUUUUUCUAACAGUGUUACAUAAACUUUCAAUCUGAUUUCUUAAUACAUUUCAUUUCAUAAACGAAGAUUUUUUAAAUAUAAU
This is a messenger RNA of Dimorphilus gyrociliatus, 2068 nucleotides long. Lineage: Eukaryota; Metazoa; Annelida; Polychaeta; Dinophilidae. The record is from the annotation of a GenBank genome assembly.